CCGGUUCAAGGCCGUAGUGCAUUUAACAUCCGCCGGGGGUUUUCUAACGGCACUUGUUCCCGGGAUCAAGCUCUCCCUUAUUUGGUUUUUGUUCUUCCCGUACUUUUGUAGAAAAAUGGAAAUCGGCGCUCCUCCAACAUCCAAGUGCAUUAUCUACUGGAAAAGAAAAGUCAAGUCUGAAUAUAUGCGCCUGCGGCAGCUGAAGAGGUUUCAGGCAAACAUGGGAGCCAAGGCUCUGUUUGUGGCCAACUUUGCGAAGGUUCAUGAAAAGACUCAGAUUCUGAAUGAAGAGUGGAAGAAGCUCCGAGUCCAGCCAGUGCAGCUGAUGAAGCCAGUCAGCGGGCACCCGUUCCUGAAACAGUGCACCGUUGAGAGCAUUUUCCCGGGAUUCCCAAGCCAGACGCUGUACAUGAGGACACUGAACACGGUGGCACUGGUGCCCAUCAUGUACUCCUGGUCCCCGCUGCAGCAGAAUUUCAUGGUGGAGGAUGAAACCGUUCUGUGCAACAUCCCUUACAUGGGGGACGAGGUGAAGGAAGAAGAUGAAACUUUCAUUGAAGAACUUAUUAAUAACUACGAUGGGAAGGUGCAUGGAGAGGAAGAAAUGAUUUCGGGGUCAGUCCUCAUCAGCGACGCCGUGUUCCUGGAGCUGGUGAAUGCCCUGAAUCAGUACUCGGACGAGGAAGAGGAAGGACACAACGAUUCUGAGGCUAAACAGGAGGAUGGGAAAGAGGAGCUGCCGGUCACAAGGAAGAGAAAGCGAAUCUCAGUGGAAGGUAACAAGAAGUGCUCAAAGAAGCGGUUUCCAAAUGACAUGAUAUUCACGGCUAUUUCUUCUAUGUUUCCUGAAUACGGCUUCCCAGAUGAUAUGAAAGAGAGGUACCGGGAGCUGACGGAGGUGUCGGACCCCAACGUGCUGCCGCCGCAGUGCACCCCCAACAUCGACGGGCCGUGCGCGAAGUCGGUCCAGCGGGAGCAGUCCCUGCACUCCUUCCACCCCCUCUUCUGCCGCCGCUGCUUCAAAUACGACUGCUUUCUGCAUC
Molecule: messenger RNA, 1043 nt
Organism: Pterocles gutturalis (yellow-throated sandgrouse)
Lineage: Eukaryota; Metazoa; Chordata; Aves; Pterocliformes; Pteroclidae
Product: histone-lysine N-methyltransferase EZH1-like
Exons: 7
Biological process (GO): chromatin remodeling
Molecular function (GO): histone H3K27 methyltransferase activity
Source: RefSeq, a predicted model, not a curated record